This is a messenger RNA of Cladocopium goreaui, 542 nucleotides long. Lineage: Eukaryota; Dinophyceae; Suessiales; Symbiodiniaceae. The record is from the annotation of a GenBank genome assembly.
CUUUAGGCCCAGCAUUCCUCAGUCAUGGCCGCUCCGCCUGAGCCUUGGGAUUCCUGUACCAAGCUUUGGUGGAUGUUGCUGGAGGCUGAGAAAGACUUGUCAACGGCCAUCCAGAAGUGCGAGGACAUCCGCAGGGAGCGCGAGCGCGGUCGACACGUGCGCGCCAAGCGUACAGAAGCCGCCGAGGACGACCUGCAUACGGCCAGUCUGCACUUUCUCCACCUCCAGCGUCAGCUGGGCCUCGACGCCAGCGCCCCGGACGUCAGCGCCGCCAAGGCCGCGCUGCGGCGACGCAGCGCGCAGGCGGCGCGCAACAUGCGCGGCGUAGGUCUGCAACUGGGCUUUCCAAAUGAGCUUUGGCACAAGGUAGUGCAUGCUGCCUUGCCCUGCCCUGAAGGCCUAGCCCCAGUUCUGAAAAUCAGCCCGCAGUGAGCCGCACUGCCCAAUCCAGUUGUAUAGUUUUGCAUGCGAAAAGGCCUGUGAUAGGCCCAAAAAAAGCCCGGUGGUCUGGGAAACCGAGAGGAUGAAAUGAGGUUCCGCCG